Molecule: messenger RNA, 1214 nt
Organism: Physella acuta
Lineage: Eukaryota; Metazoa; Mollusca; Gastropoda; Physidae
Product: kelch-like protein 24
Molecular function (GO): protein binding
Source: RefSeq, a predicted model, not a curated record
CUACUAAGAAAUAAGUUAGAUAAACCUUUACUGUCCUAUACAAUGUUUGUAACUAUUCAGCAUUGUUUAAGUAAUUGGUGCUAAUAAAACAAAGUAAACUAAAAAGUAAAACAUCAUCUACAACCGCCAUGUAUAAAAGUAUAUCCACCGCUCACAAUUACGACGCGCAAAUGGGAAAAGAAAUCUUUAAAUGUUUUGAAAAAAACAUGGACAUAUUUACUGACUUUACAGUCAACGUUGGCGACUUCCAGUUCAGUUGUCACAAGUUUGUCUUAAGUUCCUGCUCUGGUUUCUUUGAGGCUCUCCUGAGGACAGAUAUGAGAGAAAAAUAUGAAUCAAGCUGUACCAUAGAAGGCAUCUCACCAGAAAUAUUUGGUCUUAUACUAGAUGUUAUUUACAAAGGAACUGAUGUUUUAGAUGAAGAAAACAUGGUUGAAAUGUGGCAUGCAUCAAAUCAACUGCAGAUUGAAUUUUUAGUUUCGUCUUGUCAGAAAUUCGUAAAUGAAAACAUAACGUUGCAAAACUACUGGAGCAUUUAUGAAGCAGCAAAGCUUUUAAAUUCGUUUGGUGUAUUAACCAAAGUAAAAAAGUUAAUCGUGAACAAUUAUCCAAAUGUUGUAGGAUCCGACGACUUCAUGGAAAUUCCUUUCGAAGAGUUCAAAGACCUUUUAAAACACUUUCGUAUUGUCGGAGAUUUUGUCGUAAAUUCAGUUUUAAAAUGGGCGUAUUCGGAUGACUCGUACCUCACACCUGAGCCAGAAAAAUGUAUCGGUUUAUUGCGUGUGGACAUUGGACUUCAUAAUGCACUUUGUAAGAAGGUGGACGUUGGAACAGAAGAAGAUGAGAAAAUGUCACUUCGUAGGUUGUACCUUGGUCAGCUGUUUUCAGCUAUUUCACUCAAAGACAUCAGCACCGCGUGCCUGUCCAACCUUUUGAACAACACAUUUGUAAUAGACAAUAAAGACGCCAUCACACUGGUGAACAAACAGGCCGCUUCCAGGCUAGAAUUCACAAAACCUGCUCUGUUUAAAAAUUACAGAACAGCCACUGCCAUCAAGACACCUCCCCCACCGGCGAGGAAAGUUUCUGCGAACAAAGAAAACCCGGUGAAUCGUGUCUCGCUAUACUUUGACAUUCCUCUUACGUUUCAAUAUAUUUUAAUUCUUUUAUUCGCAGCCUUCUUGUUUACCCUUUUGUUAUUCUCAGGUUGUUAA